Haemonchus placei is the source of this 2061-nucleotide messenger RNA. NCBI's taxonomy places the organism in Eukaryota, Metazoa, Nematoda, Chromadorea, Rhabditida, Trichostrongylidae. The record is from the annotation of a GenBank genome assembly.
CUGACAAGGAGACGACUUGCCAGACAGGCUGCUAGGAAUCGAACACCCACAACACCAUCGCAAAGGCGAGCUGGGCAACAGGGUUCAACACCACGAACACGACAAACAACUCCGCAACAACAGGGACCACGACGACCUGCGGUCCCUGAGUGGCUGACACCGAUUCCCGUUCCUCCAAACUCCCGUGGUCAAGUCGCCUAUCACCCAUAUGACUGCAUGACGCUCGGCUGUCUAUGUCCCUUCUUCGCGGGACAAAUGCAAGGAGGUAACUGUGUGCUGUCAAAUGGAGCCAUUCUGACAAUGGCUUACCGCAAAGAAUAUCGUAUGAUGACGGAUGACGAACGUAACCGAUGGCAUCGAGCUUUGGCUACGUUAAAAGCCAACGGAGAGUACGAUCGUAUGAGUAGGCAGCAUUUUGACGUAGGAGUGGGUUCAGGAGCGCACUCCGGACCAGGUUUCUUGCCAUGGCAUAGAGAAUACCUGAAGAGAUUCGAAAUUGCUCUCCGAAUGGUUGAUCCAUCAGUGUCGAUUCCCUACUGGGAUAGCGUCUUAGACAGUUACCUUCCCGAUCCACGAGAUUCGAUUCUUUUCUCGAAUUUGUUUGCCGGCGAGACUGACUUCUACGGAAACGUUGUUCAAGGCCCAUUCGCUUACUGGAGAACUCUGGAAGGACGCUCUUUGAUCAACGAGAACCAGGUGAACAACGUUGUGGCACAGGACACCAUUGAGAACGUGCUAGCCUAUACGGCUCCAAUGAUGGGUUGUCCUUAUCCGAACAACUACGGGGCUAUCGAGUACAUUCACUCAAACGUACAUCUGUGGAUCGGAGGAGACAUGAAACCACCCAGUACCUCGGCAAACGAACCAGUCUUCUUCAUGCAUCACGCCUUCGUCGAUUAUCUGUGGGAACUAUGGCGUCAGCUGAAACAACCGAGAUGGCUUAGAGAAGUGGCGUACUCAGCCGAUAACGGUUACUGCACCAACCAACUUCACUUCAGCUGGGCUUACAUGCGUCCUUUCCCUUACUUAGCAAACAGAGAUGGUCUGUCCAACUCGUACACUGAUCAAAUGUACCGCUACGCGCCUCGACCCAGCUGUUCGCUUCAGAAUCCAAACUGUGGUUCACCGUACUUGUUCUGUGACACAAGAGGGUACGUUCUCCGUGAAGAAGACUUUAGUUACCCACACUGCGUCUCUAAGGUAAAGAUGAACGGCAACUGUAUGGGAUUCGAAAACUUCGACGUUUGCUAUGGCGGACGAUGCUGGUGGGGACGAUGUAUCCCUGAAGCCCGCAUCCGCAAAAGACAAGUGAUUCAACCACUCUUCCAGGGAGGAAACCGUGCCUGGGCUUCAAAAAUCUUGAAAAACGUGAAAGCCGUGAACUCGUCGCUCACUUUGGGUCUCAUUUCAACCGCUGAACAGGGAGAGCAAGAGGAUGCACCACAACCAAAACCAGUGAAGAUGGUAGCGCCACUGUUCCGAAACUGCUACAACAGGGCAACGAACAUGAGUUCCGCUUCUGCUGGCCCCGACGUCUUCUGCUCUCAUGACCGGUCGCCCUGCUGUACGGCCUGGGCCAACCAAGGAUUGUGCAGCGCUCAGGCCGAAUACAUGGGAGUGUACUGUGGAGUCAGUUGUGGAGUCUGUACGCCAUCCUUCAACACCUCAAAUACUGAUUGCCAAGAUCUUCACCCGAUGUGCAAGGAGUUCAAGGUACGAGGAAUGUGCAGCGGUGAAGCAGAAAACUUCAUGAACGAGAACUGCCGCCGUUCAUGCGGAACAUGCCAACACCAGAAGGAUGCUAAGUGCUACGAAAACGGAAAGGUUAGUAUGGAAGCUUCAAUUCUCGGCGACCCUUUCUCAAUCCCAUCUCUCUUCCAGCUCAUUCUGCCCACCGUCUCAGAGGAAGUCAAAGAGUCAAUCCAGGAUUCGAUCGAAACGGAAGUAAGAGAAAGAAGCUACAAUCCCAUCAGCAAUCGGUCUCCUCUGCUCAAAGCUUUACCGGAUUGGGUUCAGUUCCGAAUUUGUUCACUCCGCUUUCUCAUUUUUCUUGCCGCUUAG